UUCGUUGGGCAAUGGGAAGCCAGUGGAGGGAUUGGCAGAGAGGGAUGGAGCACACUGAAUGGAGGCCAGUGGAGGGAUUGGCAGAGAGGGGUGGAGGACACUGAGUGGAGGCCAGUGGAGGGAUUGGCAGAGAGGGGUGGAGGACACUGAGUGGAGGCCAGUGGAGGGAUUGGCAGAGAGGGGUGGAGGACACUGAGUGGAGGCCAGUGGAGGGAUUGGCAGAGAGGGGUGGAGGACACUGAGUGGAGGCCAGUGGAGGGAUUGGCAGAGAGGGGUGGAGGACACUGAGUGGAGGCCAGUGGAGGGAUUGGCAGAGAGGGGUGGCAGAUACAGAACGGUUAACUGAAGAGGGGAUAGCCUGAGAUGAGGUCGGCCAAUGAGGAGGGAGUUUAUCAAGUGACCAAGGGAGGAGAAAGAGGAAGUGAAGCAGAGGAGGCAGUGUUAUAGGUGACGCUGAAGGAGCGCUGUGAAAGAGAGUGGAGUUUUUGAGGAGGAGGGGAUGGAAGAGUACGGAGUAGUGGCCAUUGGUUGGGAAGAGUGCGGAGUAGUGGCCAUUGGUUGGGAUGAGUACGGAGUAGUGGCCAUUGGUUGGGAUGAGUACGGAGUAGUGGCCAUUGGUUGGGAUGAGUACGGAGUAGUGGCCAUUGGUUGGGAUGAGUACGGAGUAGUGGCCAUUGGUUGGGAAGAGUACGGAGUAGUGGCCAUUGGUUGGGAUGAGUACGGAGUAGUGGCCAUUGGUUGGGAAGAGUACGGAGUAGUGGCCAUUGGUUGGGAUGAGUACGGAGUAGUGGCCAUUGGUUGGGAAGAGUACGGAGUAGUGGCCAUUGGUUGGGAAGAGUACGGA
Molecule: messenger RNA, 844 nt
Organism: Staurois parvus
Lineage: Eukaryota; Metazoa; Chordata; Amphibia; Anura; Ranidae
Source: the annotation of a GenBank genome assembly